Messenger RNA from Fomitopsis serialis, 1311 nucleotides. RefSeq lists its product as uncharacterized. The coding region runs from base 1 to 1311 and encodes 436 amino acids. Lineage: Eukaryota; Fungi; Basidiomycota; Agaricomycetes; Polyporales; Fomitopsidaceae. The transcript has 6 exons. The record is from RefSeq and is a predicted model, not a curated record.
AUGGCGACGCCUCGCCGUUCUGUUGGCUUUCCUCACGCAAGGAAUCUCUCUGGCUCUGAUACGGAUAUCGACUCCGACUCUGCCGGGGCAACCGACUUCGGUUCUGACAUUGACGGCAGUCAGCCGUCUUCCGAGAUCGACUCCACCCCUCUGCCUCAAACUCCUCCUCAGAUCAACCGUCCUAUCAAGGUCGCCUCUGACUGGUCUCCGGCCAGCCCGGUCAGCGUGCAAUCGUUCGAUAACAAGGCGCAUCGCCUCACUCGACCUCUCGGUGCGGAAAGCUCUCAGCGGACCAUCGUCUCGGAACCGUUACCGUCGGAGUUCUGGGCCAUUUUGAAGAAGUUUGAAGUGAAUCCGGUGGAUCACGAUUUCAUGGUGUACGUAUUCGAGGAGAUAUGGAGCUUGCGGGAAAUUUGGGAGCUCUCCAACCCCGAUCACUUCGUGCAGAAGGACAUACCCCACAUUGAGGAACGUCGCUGCUGGGUGCUGCAGGACAUACUGUCCAAACUCUGGCAGCUGAACCCCGCUUAUCCCGACGCGUCGGACAAUGAAGACACAUCAAUGCUCCACGCUAAUUUGGAUGACGACGACGACGUUUCAAUGCACCACACUGAUUCGGACGAUGAUUCCUACCAACCUCGGCUCAGCAUGUGGUUAGCUUUCCUUCAACGCGUGCGCGUUGACUUCUGGCCGGAGUCUCGGAAAGCAGUGUCAGUGGGGGAGCUCCAGUACGAGAUGAAGAAGAUGGCCGGGGCUUUGGACCUCAUGUCCACCCUUCAAGGCUUCGUUAUCGCGCUGGUUGUCCCAACCAGCACGGGUACCGGGUAUCACUCGCCCCUCCUAGCUCUGGAAGAGGAUAUGCCCGCCUUACAGGCAUGCCUCAUUUCGUACGAGCGGGCUGAGUUCGGCGACUUCCGCACAUGUGUGGAGGAGGCGCGAGGCUUAGAGGACUGGGAGAAGGAGACAUCGCACUUCUUGGCUCCUUGCCUGGCAGCCUCACCUUCCUGCGUCGCAGCUGCAAACCAGCCCAGUGGAUGGGCGCGGAUCCUCAAGGAUCGGUUAUAUUCCAUCAUACACUCAUACAGCUAUGCUCAUCUGGGCAUCACGCCUCUUGAUCGCGCCCUCAAGCGCGCCAUCCCCACGGAGCCCCAGUGGAAGGAGCGGGUGGACCUCCUCGCCCACGAAUGCCUCAAUGACAUCAUCUUCUUCCUCGACCAGUCCGUCGGGCAUGUAGCGCAUGAGUUCGUCGGCGGACUCAGAGGUUUCGAGCGGGGAGCCCUGCUGGAGACGACCCCCGUCUGGUCCUCGUAG